CCCGCCGCCUGCCGUCAGUCCCCCGGUCCCCGGUCCCCUGGCUCACGGGCAUGGCGCGCGCGGCGGGGCCCGAGCGGCGGCUCCUGGCCAUCUACACCGGAGGCACCAUCGGCAUGCGGAGCGAGCGGGGCGUGCUCGUCCCUGGCAAGGGCCUGGCCGCCGUUCUGAGGACACUGCCCAUGUUCCACGAUGAGGGGCAUGCCCAGGCCUGUGGCCUCCCCGAGGACACCUUAGUGCUGCCGCCUGCCAGCCCCGCCUGCCCUGACCAGAGGGUCAUGUACACGGUGCUGGAGUGCCAGCCUCUCUUCGACUCCAGUGACAUGACCAUCACUGAGUGGGUUCAGAUCGCCCAGACCAUUGAGAGACACUACGGGCAGUACCAUGGCUUUGUGGUCAUCCAUGGCACCGACACCAUGGCCUUCGCCGCCUCCGUGCUCUCCUUCAUGCUGGAAAACCUGCAGAAAACCGUCAUCCUCACUGGUGCCCAGGUGCCCAUCCACGCCCUGUGGAACGACGGCCGUGAGAACCUGCUGGGUGCCCUGCUGCUGGCUGGCCAGUACGUGAUCCCCGAGGUCUGCCUGUUCUUCCAGAACCAGCUGUUUCGGGGCAACCGAGUGACCAAGGUGGACACGCGCAGGUUUGCAGCCUUCUGCUCCCCCAACCUGCCCCCUCUGGCCACCGUGGGCGCUGAUGUCACAAUCAACCGGGAGCUGGUGCGGAAGGUCCGCGGGCAGGGCCGGCUGGUGGUGCACGGCAGCAUGGAGCGCGACGUGGGCCUGCUACGCCUCUACCCCGGGAUCCCCGCCGCCCUGGUCCGGGUCUUCCUGCAGCCCCCCCUAAAGGGCGUGGUCAUGGAAACCUUCGGAUCGGGAAACGGGCCCACCAAGCCCGACCUGCUCCAGGAGCUGCGGGAGGCAGCUGAGCGAGGCCUAGUCAUCGUCAACUGCACCCACUGCCUUCAGGGCACCGUCACCUCGGACUAUGGCCCUGGCGGGAGCCGGCACCAUCUCAGGCUCCGACAUGACAUCGGAGGCGGCCCUGGCCAAGCUGUCGUAUGUGCUUGGCCUGCCGGGGCUGAGCCUGGAUGGCAGGAAGGAGGUGCGUGCCCCUCCGGCUGGGGACCCAGGCCUGCACUGGUGGGCGGUGGGGCCCAGUCCGGGGGAUAUGUGCCUGGGUCUGGAAGGGGGGCGAGGACGGGGGGCUCCCCCGAUCGGUUGCCAGCCCCAAGCCCGGGCACUGCCUGUCCUCCCCUCGAGGAGCCCCAGGUCUGGCUUGGGCUAAGGAUCCCCAAACUGUCCCAGGGUAUCCCCUCCCUCUUGCUUUUCAGGCUGGCCUCAGACACGGCUGUCCCUGGGCCCUGGGGCUGGGCAGAGGCCACAGGGGCCUGGGGAGACCCUGAGCUGGAGGGCUGGAGGGUGGGGCUGGCCUGGUGUGGGGAUCUGCCUGGGGUUAGGCUCCGGCCUCAGGCAUGGAGCCCGAGGGAGGAGUUUCAGGCCCUGGGCAGCCCUCUCCCGGGGUCUGGGGUGCCUGGCCUGCGAGGUCUGUCUGGGCUGCUGGGUCCGGGCCCUGAUGGAGCUGGCCCGGGUCUCCGUGCGCCGCCCCCCCCCCCGGCAGCUGCUGGCCAGGGACCUGCGCGGGGAGAUGACGCUGCCCGCCACGGACGAGCUCCGGCCCUCUCUGCGGGGCAGCACGCCGGGCCUCGGGGUCGCCCAGCUCCUUAGUCUGAGCCAGGUACUGUCCAGCGUGGGCGAGGGGGUCUGGGCGGUGGGUCCCUGAGGGAUGGGCUCCCGCCCCCUGGCAUUUUGGUGCCAGGAGCAGAAAACCACCAGGCACGAACUGGUUCUGGGCUCGGGGCCACAGUGGGGAGGGUUUGCAGGGACUCGUGGGCCAGCGUGUGGGAAGGGGCCGGGCAGUCGAGAGGGGCCCUUGCAGCGUGCACACGGUGCUCAGAACAUGGCCGCUCACCCGGUGGGCAGCCGGGCGGGGCCUACUGGCCCUGGUGCAGGGCCGCCUCGUGAGGGGGACGCUCUCAGGCAGCAUGGGCGCUCUGUCCGUCCUGCUGCUGGCGGGAGAGAGGUGUCUGCUCUGGGGUCUCCCUGGGAAGAGGGGCCAGGCUUGGAGCUCCUUCCCCUUCUCAGCCAGGGUGCCCAGGCCCAGGAAGGGACCGAGGACUUGCUUUAGGGCCUGGGAUCUGAGAUUUAAGCUGGGCCAGGCUCACGGGGGUGACUGGGGCCUCCUGGUGCCCCACCUUACCACCACCCCCAGCACUGGCCUCUGGGAGAAGUGUCCAGACCUGGUGCGCCUGACAGGAGACGGGCACUGUGUCCCGUUGCUGACCCGGGUCACACCACGUGCCUCAGUUUCCCCUCUGCAGAGUGAGGGUGGGAGAGUGGAGAGUGGCAGGAACUUAACCUGUUUGCCAGGGAUGGGCAGCAGCCAGACGUGUGCGGCCUGUCGUCACAGUGGAUGCCUCGGGCCUUAAUGACUCCAGAUCUCAGUCCCCGCCAUGGUGCCUGGCGCGGGGAUGCCUACGGGGGCCUCUGAUGGGACCCCCAGCCGUCU
Globicephala melas (long-finned pilot whale) is the source of this 2562-nucleotide messenger RNA. RefSeq names its product asparaginase (gene ASPG). The record is from RefSeq and is a predicted model, not a curated record. Gene Ontology annotation, molecular function: protein binding; asparaginase activity. NCBI's taxonomy places the organism in Eukaryota, Metazoa, Chordata, Mammalia, Artiodactyla, Delphinidae.